GAGGUCUCCGCGUUCCGACUGCCCUGCUUCCUCCCGGCCACUUUCCAGCAGAGUCGCGUUAGCAGACAGAGAACCUAAGAUGGGCACUCCAGCAUCUGUGGUGAGUGAGCCACCCCCAGGGCAGGCACCGGUAGAAGUCCGGAGACGAAAGCAAGCCUCCGCCAACAUCUUCCAGGAUGCAGAACUGCUACAAAUUCAAGGCCUAUUUCAGCGCAGUGGUGACAGGCAAGCUGAGGAACGAGCACAGAUCAUCUGGGAGUGUGCUGGGGACCACAGAGUGGCUGAAGCCUUGAGGCAGCUUCGAAGGAAGAAAAGACGGCCACCAGGGCAUUCACUGCAGCACUGUAGUCGACGUAGAAUACCAGAGGACUGCUCUCCAUCUGUCGACCCCUCAAGCAGUACCAUGGAGUUGACUGCCAAUGGGCAGCACCUAAGAACAAGUGCCAGGAACCGGCGGAGCUGGAGAAAGACAAGCCCCACCAGCUAUCUUCACCAGAUUAGACAUUGACCUAUUGAGGGUGGGCUGGGGUGACCCUCCAUAAGAAUCCAUUUGUUCUCUGAUGGGGAUCCCUUUGAAGGGGAUGUGGGGAGGCAAAGAAAGAAGUGAGGCCUGAAUCCGCCAGCCACAUCAAGGUUCUAGCAGAUGAAGGUUCUAGCUAAAGGCUCAGUUACAGCCCACCUACUCAGUUAAGGCAUAAGUGGAGAGACUUCUACUGGUCUCUUCAUCAUAUGGGAACUUGCUAUUCCCCAGACUCAGUGAGUUCAUUAAUAGCCCCUGCCAUUAAACAACUUCCCUCCUUCCAAACUAACACUAUAGUGAGACUAAACUACAUUCCUUAUUAAGAUUUUGAAUGGACCCAGGAUCAGGCCCAGAUUAUUUAUUACUAAGUCUUUAAUCAGUAAUCUAAUAGGCCUGUCCCAGGGAUGUCAAUAAUAAUUCACAUUUAUAUCGCACUUUAAGGUUUACAAAGCACUUUACUCACAACAACCUUUUUGAGGUAGGAAGUGUAAGUAUUAUUUUCCCCACUUCACAGAUGAGGAAACCAAGUCAGUAAAGUUAAUAAGACUUGCCCGUAGUCACACAGCUAGUGUCAGAGCUGGGAUUCUAACCAACUCAAGUCAAGUUCAGUACUCUUUCCAUUACACCAAGCUGCCUCUUUCUUUGCCUACCUGCCAAAAAGACAGAGACAAAGAAAAAACUCUGGCUAAGGUUCCCUAGAGUGUAUGAGACUAUUUAAUAAUAAAAACCUCUCAAUCAA
Gracilinanus agilis (Agile Gracile Mouse Opossum) is the source of this 1259-nucleotide messenger RNA. It is a transcript of the gene AVPI1, whose product is annotated as arginine vasopressin induced 1. NCBI's taxonomy places the organism in Eukaryota, Metazoa, Chordata, Mammalia, Didelphimorphia, Didelphidae. The transcript is spliced from 3 exons. The coding region runs from base 80 to 508 and encodes 142 amino acids. The record is from RefSeq and is a predicted model, not a curated record.